CUUGACCCAUUUGAGAUCUUGGGAAGUUAGUAUAAGGGUUGGUUUUGGUUUUGGUUUUUGUUUUGUUUCUGUUUUUUGUUUGCUUGAUCUCUUCUUGAUUUUACGUUCAUGGCGAUUUUGUUUGUCUGUUCUUGAUUGGGUGGUGAUUUGGGGGAUAUUUGAUUUGAAGGGAGUUUAUUGUUAGUGGAUUUGAGGUAAAGAUUAUUUUUUUUUUUCUGAUUUUGAAAUUUUUGUUGAUUUGGGAAGUGGUGGAAAAUGAGUGUGAGUAUGGAGGAGGAUGGUUCAGGUUCAAAAAUACAUCUACCUGCAGAUAUAAAUUGGGAGAUGCUUGACAAAUCUAAGUUUUUUUUCUUGGGAGCUGCGCUUUUUUCUGGUGUUUCAGGUGCACUUUACCCAAUUGUAGUGUUGAAAACUAGGCAGCAAGUUAUGAGCAGUCAAAUUCCAUGUCUAAAAAUGGCAGGAUCUAUAUUGAGGAAUGAAGGGUAUAGAGGAUUUUAUAGAGGAUUUGGUACUUCUCUAACAGGGACUAUUCCUGCUAGAGCACUUUACAUGGGGGCACUUGAAGUGACUAAAAGUAGUGUUGGAACUGCAACUGUUCAGUUGGGAUUCUCCGAGGCAUCGUCUUCGACUAUUGCUAGUGCUGCUGCUGGGCUAAGCGCGGCUAUGGCAGCUCAAUUGGUGUGGACACCAAUUGAUGUUGUGAGUCAGAGGUUGAUGGUUCAAGGAAGUGGAAAUUCUAGCUGUGGUGUUGUUGGAUUGAAGUGUUAUAACGGUGGGAUCGAUGCGUUUAGGAAGAUUAUUUGUAGUGAUGGUUUGAGGGGAUUGUAUAGAGGAUUUGGUAUUUCAAUACUGACUUAUGCACCUUCAAAUGCAGUGUGGUGGGGUUCAUACUCUAUAGCUCAUAGAUUGGUUUGGGGCUCAAUUGGUUGCUAUUGUUGCAAGAAAGACACCGAGGGCGGUUAUAAGCCAGAUGGGAAGGCAAUGCUUGCAGUUCAAGGAGUGAGUGCAGCUAUGGCUAGUGGAGUGUCUGCAUUAGUUACAAUGCCACUCGACACCGUGAAGACGAGAUUACAAGUAUUAGAUGAUGAUUGUUAUAGUAGUAGUAGUAGGAGAACACCAACAGUUUUACAAACAGUGAAGAAUUUAGUGAAGGAAGGUGGAUUUAGUGCUUGUUAUAGAGGAUUAGGUCCAAGAUGGGCAUCAAUGUCAAUGUCUGCAAUAACUAUGAUCACUACUUAUGAGUUCCUCAAGAAACUAUCUACCAAGAAUUAAGAAACCUUUGUUUGAUGAAAUCUUGGAUUGACAUUGAGCACAGAUAUCAAUGAGGGAAAAUGGAGCCCUUCUGAACACACGGCGAAAUCUGAAUUAGUCUGGCCAAUGUUUAUAUGGCGCGAAUCCAGAUUAGUCGGGCUAGUGAGAUAACAAUGGUUUAAACCUAAAGAAAAGGGAAGAUGUUCUAUAUUUAGAAUCCUAUUGAAGUUUACUUUUUCUUAUGUUUUACCUAACCUAAUGUAAAUUUUUGUAAAAAAUGUAGUUGCAAUGUUAUGUUAUAGCAAUGUU
Messenger RNA from Solanum stenotomum, 1560 nucleotides. RefSeq lists its product as uncharacterized. Gene Ontology annotation, biological process: transmembrane transport. The record is from RefSeq and is a predicted model, not a curated record. NCBI's taxonomy places the organism in Eukaryota, Viridiplantae, Streptophyta, Magnoliopsida, Solanales, Solanaceae. The transcript has a single exon. The coding region runs from base 256 to 1272 and encodes 338 amino acids.